UAUUUUGCAGAUUUCUCAUGAGCGUGCGUGGUAGCUGACAAUGGUAUUUUAUUUCACGACCAACGUGGUUUCUCCACCCGUCACUCUUUUCAUGGGCCUCGACAAAUAUGAGAAUGAAGAUUUGAUCAAGUGGGGAUGGCCAGAGCACGUUUGGUUCCAUGUUGAUAAACUCUCGUCUGCCCACGUGUACUUGGAACUGAAGCCAAAUGAAACGCUGGAAGAUAUUCCGGAAGCUGUUAUCCAAGAUGCUUGCCAAUUGGUGAAAGCCAACAGCAUCCAGGGCAACAAAACCAACGAUCUCGACAUAGUUUACACGAUGUGGUCGAACUUGAAGAAAACCAAGAGCAUGGAAGUUGGCCAGGUGGCUUUCAGGAGCGAGAAAGCGGUCAAGAAAGUCCGAGUUGCCAAGCGGAUAAACGAGAUUGUGAACCGUCUAAAUAAGACUAAAGUCGAACGAAAAGUAGAUCUGCAAGCGCUGAGAGAAGAGCGCGAUCGGAAGGAAAGGGAAGAGCGGAAAGAAGGGCUGCGGAAGCAAAAAGAGCAGGAGAAGGAAAUGGAAAAGGAGAAAAUGCAGCAAGCUGAACUGAGGAGUUACUCGACAUUGAUGAAAUCCGAAAACAUGACGACGAACCGGGAUGACGGAAAUGAUUCUGACGAGUUUAUGUGA
Messenger RNA from Notodromas monacha, 667 nucleotides. The record is from the annotation of a GenBank genome assembly. Lineage: Eukaryota; Metazoa; Arthropoda; Ostracoda; Podocopida; Cyprididae.